Penicillium longicatenatum is the source of this 762-nucleotide messenger RNA. RefSeq names its product monooxygenase. The transcript has a single exon. The record is from RefSeq and is a predicted model, not a curated record. NCBI's taxonomy places the organism in Eukaryota, Fungi, Ascomycota, Eurotiomycetes, Eurotiales, Aspergillaceae. The coding region runs from base 1 to 762 and encodes 253 amino acids.
AUGAACGUCCGCUCCCCAACGUAUAUCGUUCCGUUGGACUAUGUUUGUCACAAAAGCAGUCUUGGUGCUUAUGAUGGCGGUGUUGCAGCUGCAGAUAAACUUUUCCUAUCCUUGCCCUCAGUAAUAGAGGGUCAACUAGGGCGUGACCUUUUUGCAAUGUUUGCAUCAGCAGAGCCAGAGCGUUAUGCAGCUCUCCAGGCAGCUGGGUUUCCUGUCCUUGAUAGUCGAGACCCCAACUGCGCCUUGAUACACAACCUGCUCGAGCGCGCAGGUGGGCAUUAUGUCGACGUUGGUGGUACCAAAUUGAUUGAAGAGGGCAAGGUGGGUAUCAAGGCUAAUGCCGAGCCUGUCGCGUAUACGAAGACAGGCCUCCGUUUCUCUGAUGGUAGCUGCGUUGACGCAGAUGCUAUCAUUUGGUGCACUGGGUACGCCGAUGCGAAUGUGCGUGACACUGCCGCAGAGAUUUUGGCAAGCGCAUCUGCUGUUGAUGGGGUAUCCAGUGGCGUAGAUGAUGGGAUUAAACAUCUUCUGGGCCCUCGAGAGAUCGCAUCUCGCUUAGACGCAACAUGGAGCAUUGACUCUGAAGGCGAAAUCCGCGGCAUGUGGAAGCGCCAUCUAGGCCUUGACAAUUUCUGGAUCAUGGGUGGCUACACGCAACAGCACCGAUGGCAUUCACGCACCCUGGCGCUUCAGAUAAAAGCGGCAUUAGAGGGUAUUUUGCCUCCCGCUUAUCGGGAUACCCCAUUUCCACGCGUGGAAUGA